AUGAGUUCGGAUAGGUCUGAUAACACAGAGACGACCGAAAUACCCCUGGAGAAAAUUCGUGAAAUGAAAAGGAAAGCCUGCGAGAAGCUCUCAUCACUUAUUCAAGCCAUAUCUUCACCUCCGCCUGAUAAAAGAUCGAAGCGAAGCUGUGCAUCAUUCUUCACUUAUAAAACUCUGAUCAAGUCAUAUAAGUUUGAGUUAUGGGCUGGAAAUGAAAUAACACCACGUGAGCUGGCCGUUCAUGGAUGGGAAUGCAAAGCUCGUGAUCAGGUGCAAUGUAUCGCUUGCAAACAGUUUCUGUGUACUUCCGUUCCGAAAAUAACGGACGUUGACAUCAGUGUUUACAGCAAAUGUAUGAGGCGUGUUCGCGAAAAAAUAGUGAAUUCGCAUGUGCUCACGUGCAUAUACAGAUCGGAACCACUUCAGUUCAAACAUGAUGUUGACGAAGAUUUCCUGAAUGAUGUGGUUCGGCCAAGAAUUUCUUCAUAUCGCAGAGAUGGCCUGAAAUUGAACAUGGUUAUUCCCAGUGAUUUGAAUCUGACUGAUGAAGAAAAAGAAUGCUCUUCAUCACAUGAAGCUGUGAUAGGAUCAUCGUUAGGGUGGUCGAUUGUGACUGAAAAACUGGCUGGAAAAGAAUAUUUCGUGGCUGUGUGCGACUACUGUGCGAGGGAUUUUCUGCUUGGAGAUGUAGCUUUCGAUCCGGUGAAAGUUCAUCAGCGAUGGUGCCCAGUACUAGAUGUGAAUGAGGAUGACGGUCUCGCCCUAUGGAGAGUUAUCUAUUCAAGAAUAACCCCCAAAAAGUAUCAGAGAACAUCGUCAGCCCCGACCCUCCAGGAAGCCGAAUCAGCUAAACGUGUACUUGAGCGGUCGCUCUCCGUUAUUUCAAGAGAAGUUCUCAGCAAUUCCUAG
Molecule: messenger RNA, 909 nt
Organism: Haemonchus placei
Lineage: Eukaryota; Metazoa; Nematoda; Chromadorea; Rhabditida; Trichostrongylidae
Source: the annotation of a GenBank genome assembly